Penicillium taxi is the source of this 504-nucleotide messenger RNA. RefSeq names its product SRPBCC domain-containing protein. The record is from RefSeq and is a predicted model, not a curated record. The transcript is spliced from 3 exons. Lineage: Eukaryota; Fungi; Ascomycota; Eurotiomycetes; Eurotiales; Aspergillaceae. Bases 1 to 504 code for a protein of 167 amino acids.
AUGGUCCUCGAAAGCAAGAUCGAGAUUGAUGCCCCACCUGCCACGGUGCGCGAAGUGCUACUCAACUUCUCAUCCUUUCCCGAAUGGCAUACCGAGUGGCUAAAGAGCAUCGAGAUCCUGGAUAAGAGCAAGACUGGAGAGACCCUCACAGCGGGUGAUAAAGUCAAAGUUUGCAUCGAAGGGUUUAAGUUCGUGGCUGAGAUCAAGGAGAACUCUGAAGAAUUAUUCUCGUGGCAGGGCCCACCAGUCUUCACUAUUGCUGGUCUUCAUGGAUUCCGCAUGGAACCUAUUAAGGACGGCAAGGCGACCUUGUUUACACAGUCGGAGGACCUGAAGGGUCUGUUGUCCUUCUUGAUGAGCCCUUCGUUCCUUGGAAAGAGGAUGCGCGCCGACUAUGCUGUUUUCAAUAAGCACCUCAAGGCCCGCGCCGAGGCUGCUGUCUCUUCCUCGUCCGAGCCAGCUUCUGAAACUGCUGCUCCCCUUCCCGAGUCAACUUCCACUUAA